UCCAAUGUGCCAGCGAGAUGCGCGGCGAAAUCUCCUGAGUUGAGUGGCUUUGGAGGCUUCAUUGUCGUCAGGAACCUCGAGGACGGCGUUUGGGCUGAUCUGGGUUCUUCUGCGGUGCAGGAUUCAGCCGGCCUUUUCGGCAGAAGAAGCUUGAGGUGUAUCAUGGUUGCCACUUUUCCACUCCUGGCGUGCCAAAUGGAGGUAUCAUUUGCAGUGACUGGAGUCUUCGCCAACAGCGAGGUAUGUCAGCACGAUUGGACCUUCGAAGAUGGGCUACAACUGCUGAAGGAGGCCAAAGACGUCAUCCGCCACUCCGACCUAGCAACCAAGGCUGGUGCGAUCGUGAACUUGGACUUGAUGAUCUUCACAGUUUCCAGCCACCUGGCAGGAGGAGGCAUGUUGGCAGCCCUGACCCUUGGCACCUUUGGCGCCAAUCGCAGGAGUCACCGGCAAGAGCUGAGACGACAAGAGUUCGUUGUGUCCAGAGCCGUUGACUUUCAGUCCUUGGAUUUGGAUGGACAAGCAGGAGGAAGUGAACUGCUGCAGAUUCCAAGCUGGUUCACUGGCAUCCUUAGAUCCUUGAGGGGCCCAGGUCGAGACAGCUUGGCCUUUUUGGCCGGUGCCUCUGCUGUUCGGUCGCCAGGCUUUCUUCAGUCAUCAAGCUCCUGGCGCCCAAGCCAGCUGGCAAUGGUUUUGCUGAGAAAGAAUGGAAUGGGUACUUGAGGUUGGCAUCGAGCCUGCAGCGUGUGGCCAUGGGCAAAACACCAAAGGGUGAACGAAACACAGAGGGCCGGGUGGAAAAAAA
Messenger RNA from Cladocopium goreaui, 805 nucleotides. Lineage: Eukaryota; Dinophyceae; Suessiales; Symbiodiniaceae. The record is from the annotation of a GenBank genome assembly.